Molecule: messenger RNA, 1205 nt
Organism: Tribolium madens (black flour beetle)
Lineage: Eukaryota; Metazoa; Arthropoda; Insecta; Coleoptera; Tenebrionidae
Product: protein sister of odd and bowel-like
Exons: 2
Coding region: 124-1137 (337 amino acids)
Biological process (GO): embryonic hindgut morphogenesis; regulation of transcription by RNA polymerase II; embryo development
Cellular component (GO): nucleus
Molecular function (GO): RNA polymerase II transcription regulatory region sequence-specific DNA binding; DNA-binding transcription factor activity, RNA polymerase II-specific
Source: RefSeq, a predicted model, not a curated record
UACCUCUCAGCUUAGUCGUUUCCAGCUUAAGCUUAGUGCGCGCGCGUGUUGCGGAAACUCGAGCGCUGGUCGAAGCGACGAACCCAAAAAAUGAUUUUGUGAGUGGUGUCGUCUUCCUCCACGAUGCAAACCUCCGAGUCGAACUUGUUGCCCCCCUGCGAGUCCCCCAAGCCCGACGUGGUGCCCUUCAACCUCGCCAUGUUGCAGGAGAACAUCCUGCAGCGGUCCAUCCAGAACGUGGCUCUCUCCCUGCAAAACGCCAUGAUGAACUCGCUGCAGCAGGCGGCGCUCUUGCCCGCCAACUCGGCCGCCGCCGCCGCCCUCAACCUCCAAGCCCUCGAGUCGUAUCUCACUCUCCAGCAGCUCGCCGCCCCCAACAACCGCAUCGAUAUACUCAAAAUUGCGACGAGUACGGCGAAAAUCAACGAGGAGCCUGAUACGAGUCUCACGGAGGAUGUGGACCUCGCCGAGGAGGUGGAGGAGGAUUUGGCGCUCUUGGAUAAUGAGUUUCCGGUGGCGAGUUCGCCGGUUGAUACGAGUUAUCCAAGUUUGAUCAUGAAUUCGCCGUAUCAGAGUGGGGGGGGACAAGCCACGGCGACGACGUCCACCACCACGACGAAGAAGCCUUCCACCAGGCCCAAGAAACAAUUCAUUUGCAAGUUUUGCAAUAGACAAUUUACCAAGAGUUAUAAUUUGUUGAUCCACGAGAGGACUCACACGGACGAGAGGCCAUACUCUUGUGACAUCUGCGGGAAGGCCUUCCGGAGGCAGGACCAUCUCAGGGAUCAUAGGUAUAUCCACAGUAAGGAGAAGCCGUUCAAAUGCACGGAAUGCGGCAAAGGCUUUUGCCAGAGCCGGACUCUGGCCGUGCACAAGAUCCUCCACAUGGAGGAGUCCCCCCACAAGUGCCCCGUGUGCUCCCGCUCCUUCAACCAGCGCUCCAACCUCAAAACCCAUCUCUUGACCCACACCGACAUCAAACCUUACAACUGCUCGGCCUGUGGGAAGGUGUUUCGAAGAAAUUGUGAUUUGAGGAGGCACAGCUUGACCCACAAUCUCGGCACGAGCACUUCGACGACGGCCACCGGCGCCCAGAACUUCACCAUAGACUCGAUCAUGAGCAAGGACAAAAAGUGACUGUUGUUAAUUCUUAUUAUUGUAAAUAAAUGUUGUAAAUUAAUUUUAAUAAAGUUUCUGUGGACGAA